Messenger RNA from Penicillium olsonii, 1389 nucleotides. Lineage: Eukaryota; Fungi; Ascomycota; Eurotiomycetes; Eurotiales; Aspergillaceae. The record is from the annotation of a GenBank genome assembly.
AUGGCAGAAUCCAGUCGUCCCACGCGGCCCUCGCUCGGCCAAAUGCGCAGCAGCUCAUUCCUGCAGGACCACCAACAGUAUAAGCCGAUGGCACCGGUCAACCAGAUCAACCAAAACAUCGGAGAGGUUCUCGCAAACCAAGUGGACGACCUAGCCUUGAACGCCAACCCAAUCAAGCCCGAUCCCGAGCGUGUCACCGACAGCGGAAUCGUCCACAACAUCUUCAACCACCACGAGAACCCCCUCCCAAGUGGCACCGCGCAGAUUGUCGCAACCAUCUACUACAAAUCCGCCAACCCAGUCCACCCGCACUACCACCCCGAUGCCUCGCCCAAUCCCGCCUCUCAGAUCCCACCUCCCACCGUCCCCGAGGGUUCGGCCCCAACAGAAGAUAUGGACAAGUUCCCGCGCGAGCCUCCCGCGCCAGAGCCAGAGCCACUGGAUCACCUGUACGGCCCGUAUGUCUCGCAGAUGUGCUUGACCAACUUCCUCCAGAUCCUGGAGAGCUUGCCCACGCCUUACCAGCGUAUGAACACCUCGCACCGGUGCUUGGAUCGGGAAGAGAACCCCCGCGUCGUGGAGGUCACUUUCUCGCCCCCGCCGAACCCGGAUUACCUCUCUUUCCCAGAUCUGCGGAAGCAUGAGAGUAUCUGGCGCUUUGAGCGCGAGUGGAAUGUCGAGGUGGUUUUGCAGCAGGAAAAUGUGUUCCGGCGCCACAAGCGUCUGGCUGUCUUCGAUAUGGAUAGCACUCUGAUUGACAAUGAGUGUAUUGAUGAGAUUGCCAAGUUCAUUGGUGUUGAGAAGCAGGUCUCGGACAUCACUGAACGCGCUAUGAACGGCGAGCUGGACUUCUCCGCAUCUCUGCGCGAGCGCGUCGGACUUCUCAACGGUGUCCCCGCCGAUGUCUUCGAGAAGCUCAAGUCCGUCUUGAAGAUUGCCAAUGGUGCGCGUGAGCUGUGCCGUGCCCUGAAGACUCUGGGCUACACACUUGCCGUUGUCAGCGGUGGAUUCCAGCCUCUGGCUGAAUGGCUGGCCGCACAGCUAGGCAUUGACAUUGCCGUUGCCAACCACCUCGAAAUCGACGAGGCCACUCAAACCCUAACUGGCAAGCUGGUUUCCUCGUACCCGAUCAUCGAUGCCGCCCAGAAGCGCACACUCCUCGAGUCUUUCGCUGCGGAGCGCAACAUCCCCAUUGCGCAAACCAUGGCUGUUGGAGACGGCGCCAACGAUCUGCUAAUGUUGCACGCUGCAGGCCUCGGCGUGGCUUGGCGUGCCAAGUCCAGGGUCCAGCUGGAGGCCCCGACCCGCAUCAAUGGCCAGAGCCUGGUCGAUGUCCUUUACCUACUUGGUCUGGAUAACGAUGACAUCGCGCAGCUGACCUCUCAGUGA